Hippopotamus amphibius kiboko is the source of this 650-nucleotide messenger RNA. RefSeq names its product HIG1 hypoxia inducible domain family member 2A (gene HIGD2A). Lineage: Eukaryota; Metazoa; Chordata; Mammalia; Artiodactyla; Hippopotamidae. The transcript has 2 exons. Gene Ontology annotation, biological process: mitochondrial respirasome assembly. The coding region runs from base 60 to 380 and encodes 106 amino acids. The record is from RefSeq and is a predicted model, not a curated record. Gene Ontology annotation, cellular component: mitochondrion.
ACCUCAUCAGGAGGCGGGGUUUAGCGUCCGGAUUUUCUCUUACCGCUGUUGCCUGAAACAUGGAGACUCCUGGCCCUGUCACUCCGGAGGCACCUUUUGAACCUUCGCAGCCCCCAGUCAUUGAGGGCUUUAGCCCCAGUGUAUACAGCCCUUCGGAAAGCUUCAAGGAAAAGUUUCUUCGUAAGACCCGCGAGAACCCAAUGGUACCCAUAGGCUGCCUGGGCACAGCGGCCGCCCUCACCUACGGCCUCUACUGCUUCCACCGGGGACAGAGCCAGCGCUCCCAGCUCAUGAUGCGCACUCGGAUCGCCGCCCAGGGCUUCACGGUCGUAGCCAUCUUGGUGGGUCUGGCUGCAUCCACUCUGAAAUCUCGACCUUGAGCCGGUGGCCUGGCCUUGAAAACUCCACGGAGAUCGUUCCCAGACCCAGGAGCAACCACCGGACCCGCCACUGGAAUUAUUCCCUCAUCUCCCCUGACGAGCCCAUGUAUCAGUGGGGGCAGAAGUAGCCAAUUGUGUAACCGACAGAUUUUUUUCAGGAAUCUGAGGUUCGGUUCAGUUUGUGUUGCAUACUUCUAUUUGUGCAGCACCUUCUCCACUCCCUACUAAUAAACUCCGACCCACUUGUAGUUUGGUGAAUUCAUUUUCAGU